This is a messenger RNA of Aspergillus sclerotioniger CBS 115572, 2514 nucleotides long. Its product is annotated as putative anaphase-promoting complex component Cut20/Apc4. NCBI's taxonomy places the organism in Eukaryota, Fungi, Ascomycota, Eurotiomycetes, Eurotiales, Aspergillaceae. Gene Ontology annotation, cellular component: anaphase-promoting complex; nuclear periphery. The transcript is spliced from 7 exons. Bases 1 to 2514 code for a protein of 837 amino acids. The record is from RefSeq and is a predicted model, not a curated record. Gene Ontology annotation, molecular function: protein binding. Gene Ontology annotation, biological process: anaphase-promoting complex-dependent catabolic process; positive regulation of mitotic metaphase/anaphase transition; protein K11-linked ubiquitination.
AUGGCUGAAGACAAUGGUUCUCAGCCGCUCCCUGAGCCGCAGCUCACGCCUGUCGGGGAGAAGUCCUUACCCGCAAGAUGUAAGGCGAGCACGCUGACUUACUGUCCCACCAUGGAUCUCAUCGCGCUGGCUACUGAGGACGAUGAACUACGCGUCUUCCGUCUGAACGGUCAAAAGGUUCUUGGCGGCUCUUUCAAGGGCGAUCCGUAUCUGGAUGAGGAUGACGGUGGUGGCGAGAUUCGAGAGCUGAGAUGGAAGAAUACUGGUCAUUUGCUUGCGGUGGCUUGUGCCGACAACACCAUCCGCGUCAUCAGCGCUUACAGUGGUAAAACGGUCCACCAUUAUCCUGCUUAUCGGUCCGAGGGUGAAGCACCCUAUCCUGUCAAGGUGACCUGCUUAGGGUGGGGAGUAAAUUUCACCGACAGCAAAGCCGCCCAGCGGCAUUUGCACGAGGCUGCUGGACAAGUCAGCGUCGAUGACUUAUUGUCUCCGGACAAUCAUCCGUCCAAGGCAGCAGCAUUGCUCAAGGCCGAUCUACCGAGAGAGCUAGCACUACUCGACGUCGAGCCUUCACUACCCAAGCUGAGCACAUUACCAGCAACAGGGAGCGAUGAUGACGUGUUCAGCUCUCGAGCAUCUAUCGAUGCCAUAUUCCAUCCUAUCUCGAAAGUUACCAGUGACGCGGUGGACGUGUUGCUGGUAGGCUUUGACGAUGGGACUGUUCACCUUCGCAUCUUUGACUGCUUCGAGAUUGGCUCUCUCCAGAUUGGAGGCACUGUUGGAAAUUCUGGUCCUUGCCAGAUCCUUCGACAUGCCUCACAUCCGCUCAGCUCGACUCACGCAUUAUUGGCGCUGGCGCCGGAGGCCCCCUCGGGUACUUUAAACCUCUUUACCCUUGAUCUUCGCUUCAUCACCAGAUCAGGAAGAUACCUUUCUCUCCUUGCACAUAAGACAACUCAACUCCAGAACCUGCUACGGUACAUAAAUCAGGUGCAGAGGCAGAUUGAGCUUGAAUGGAAGAAUGCUCAAGAAUUACCGGCACGGUACAUGCGCAGUAUCAAUGAGGAUCUCCAAGAGAAAUGCCACUGUGAUUUUGUUACUGCUGCGUAUCAUCUGGUGGUUACUGGGGACUGUUUCGAACCAUUGAGGGAGUUUCUGGUGGAUAUUGUCGGCGAAAGGGGACAUAAGAGAUGGGAAAAAGCUGUUUCUAGUGGUUACGAAAAUGUCCGACGGCUAACCCACGAGUGCCUUCUUCCGGCUUUGGAAAGAUGUGAAGUAUUACUGAGCCGGUUGAUUGGGCUAUCAAAGUUUUAUAAACUGAGUGAAGUUCUCGGCCUGGAAACGUCAGAUUUGACAGCCAUCGUGGAGACCCUUGAUUGUCUUCACCUUCUUGCUCACCACAUACUUAUUAACGCCAAUGAGGAACUGGCUCAAUUCAAUUCCUUUUCCAGAUGGCUUCGCCACGAGAUAGAUAUGCAAACCGCGGAACCAAUGUCCCAAACUCUGGACGAACUGAUGGAGAAGACCGAUAUGGUUGAGUACCCGCACACUCUGAAGUACAUUAGAGGCGCUCUCACCAAGAGCAAGUUGCGGAAUUUCAUCCAGCAACUGCCCAUGAUGGGAAUGUCAAGGCCACCUCCCACAGCUUCAGAUAAGUGGGCUCCAACGGGCCAUGACAGGUCGUUCUAUGACACAUUUAGAAAAUUGCUCGAGCAGAGUGAUGACUCUGAGGCCAAUCCGGUCGACCUACCCAAGAUGAACGACUUGACGAAGCGACUGGGGUUGCAGUUUGAGAGAGUUUUUGGACAUAUUGCGUUGACACAGCGCCGCGGAAUUCUCCACCGAUCGCCUUUGAAUCUCCAUCCUGAUUGUGACAAAGAUGUUAUCGAUGUUGUCAUGUGUAAUGAGGACACCGACAAGAAAGGGCUAUGUGUGAUCUAUAUAGCUACAAGGUCGAUCAAGAAGAAGCAUCUGCUCUGUUUCUACCGUGUCGAAUUGGACUCCGAAAAUGGGGUCAGUUCUACUCGAAGCACCUCUACCGGAGCUUUCGAUCUUCAAGAAGGAGAAAUCCGACAAGUACAGUUCGUUGAGGAUGAUACGGUCGUAGUCCUCUGGUCGAACAAUAAAGGAACACCCUAUCUUCUCAGUCUCCCUUUCCAACGUGCAUCGACCACCAAGACUGACGCGACCACCGAGUCCCUGACGCCUUUCGCCGUUGGCUACCAUAGCCUACAGGAGUCUACGUCACACGACUUCGUGACAGUUGCGACGGCCGUAGACAUCCUGUCUCCUGAUUCCGAAUUUACGGGCCUCGUCAAACAUACCUUCGUUGGCGCCAAGGGAAAAGGAAGGCCAAUAAAGGUCGAUGUCAACAGCAGACGCGGUCGCCGGGCGAUCUGCGUACUGCAUGGCGACGCUAUGCGGUACGAGGUGUUAGAUCUAGAUGCGGAGUUGGAGGAUGAGGAAGAAGAUGAGGUGGAGGAAGAAAGUAUCGUUGAACUGGAGGAAUAUUAA